Molecule: messenger RNA, 6053 nt
Organism: Schistosoma spindalis
Lineage: Eukaryota; Metazoa; Platyhelminthes; Trematoda; Strigeidida; Schistosomatidae
Source: the annotation of a GenBank genome assembly
GGUACUUUUCAAGGUAGUACUUGUUACACACACAUGGCCAGCGCUAUUUCGGAUGUUUCCUUUGUAUCAUGGGCAUCAGCUGCUACGGAAUGCACUAAUCCGACAUUUAAAACAGCAUUAAAUCGACCAUGGCCUAAUACUUCAAUGCACAGAGAUGUGUUAUCUGUACUUGCAGCUGUUACUAAGACAAUCAAAGAUAACGGUGGGAAGGAAUCGCCCACUGAAUACUAUGCCGCCUUGGUUAGUAAUGUUUGAUAAUAAGUAUUUGUUCAUGAUUCUAGUUGACUCUUUUAAAUGAGUCCUCUGAAAAAGUGGCUGUUGCUUAUUUACUAAAGCUAGUCAUGUGCAAGUCUGUCCAGGAUUCACUGUUACGCAAAACAUGUGGAGAAGCUGCCAAAACACUUAUCAAACUUUUGCCCCACAAUAUCGGCACUGAUGCUUGUCUCAUUAAAUCCGUAAUGUUUAAAAUCGUUUUGUCAAAUCUGUAGGUCUUAACGUGCCUCGGUAAACUUUUACGGGCUCAGUCGUAUGACUCUUGGUCAACCGAAUCCAUUCGCCAUAUAUAUCGUCACGUUUUGCGUUUCGUUGAUAUUGAAAAACCCAGCAUUCGUAAGUCAUGUCAUUCAUCAAUUGUUGAUAUCUUGGGUUCAUUAAACGUCGUCAGUUUAACUGGAGAUGUCGUUUUUCAUCCCGCUUGCCAUCAAACCCAAGAACAUCUGUGCUCUGUUAUCCGUCAAGAGACAAGGUAUCUUUUUAAUAGUCUAGUAAAAUUUUUAUCAUCAAUUUUUUUGAAAUCUGGGUAUUAAUAUUAUGAGAAUCUCAGUCGUUCAUUAUCUCAACUAUUCACUCAGCAUCAAAUACUAAGUCGCAAUAAAGCUUUUAGAGUUUGUGUGUAUGUUCACCGUGCAAAGUUGUGCCAAAAGUGGCUAAAAUCUAGCCAAAUUUGUACGUGCAAAAAUUCAUUAUUCGGUUCGUUCCUACCUUCACCAUUGGAUCACAACAGUAAUAAUUCCUUCCUCCAGGUUCUUUUGGAAAUUUUAAACAGUAUCUUCAUUUUUACUCGUAUUACUUCAUUUUGUUCUGAUUGCUGUUUGUUGCUCUGUAUUCACAUAUCGUAUUAGUAAUUAGUACAUUCUUCAUUCUAGCUCGUAAAUUUGAACUUUUAUUGAACUAUGCAUUACUAUAAGAUGCGUCCCGUUCCCUGUUACUACCAUGACGCAAUGACUGCUAUUAAUUUUAUCCCCUUUUCCAUAUGUAUGUAUUAUAACUCCAUUAAACACUGGUUCAAAUUAUCUAAAUAAAUGUCUGAUGAGAAACUAAUAAAUAAUUUCUCUUAAGGUAUUUUUCCCAAUUUUUCAUAAUGGGAUUAUACAAGAUAUUCCAAUUAAUUCCGUAAAAUUAUGUAACUGAUUAACAAUAUUUUUUUAGACAACUAAUAUCCUCACUGCAUACAAAGGAUGUUCAUUGCACUCGCCUCUUGCAUUGUCUAAAUUUAUUAACUUCAAUAAUCCCUUUACUCCCUUCAAAAGAUGUAAAAUUGGCCUUUGAAUGUGUUCUUGAGUUAGCGAACUUCCCAAAUCCACUGGUUGUAACCAAAGUGUUUCAUAGUUUUAAAAUAAUGUUUGAUUCAAAGCCGUCAUUAAAAACUUUACCUAUUGAUAUAGCUGCACGUCUGUUAACAGCACUGUAUUCAUGUCGACCCAAUGAUCCAAAUGUUUUUACAAUAUCUACUACAAAUAAUACAUGUACUGGAGUAGACGCAUUAAUUUCAUGGAUGCAAGCCCUCAUCUCAGGAUGUGCAUAUUUGUGUGACUUUUCAUUGUUAGCUGUGAAAACUGAGGAUAAUGAGUUGAGGAAAACAAUUGAAAAUGUUGAACGGUUCAGUAUUCAACGCUUGGCUAAUGAACACUUAGAUCGUUUGGUUAAAACAUUAAUGUCUUUAUUGAUAUCUACUCCACUUCCACAAUUAAGAGAACCGGUUACUCAAAAAUUAAAUCAACUUUUUACUGAGGUUGUUGAUCCUCAGCUAGUAUCAUGUCAGUUAGCUGAUAUACUUCCAGACUUUAUUCCUAAUGUCCUAUGUAGUUUUAUUACUGGUCUUCAAUAUACACACUAUGAAAUAUGGAACCAUAUAUUAUGUUUAAUUGGUCGAUUUAUUAUGAUUAUUUCUAAAGUGUUCCCUUCUAGUACAACACUAAAUUCUAAUUCUCUCGUUGAAUUAUUGAAAGUAAUUUUGCAUCUACGUGAUUGUCUAGUUGAUGGGCCUAAAAGUUUAAUCAAUCUUAUCCAUGUUGAUCCGGAGAAUUUUCCUCUAAUUGGAUUAAAUGAUUUGGGUGAAAAAAUUAUCGAUGGACUGGAUAGUGUUUGUUUAUUGGCUGUUGAAUAUGUCGGUCCAGAAUUAAUUCUACCAGGAAAUAUAUUUUCUUUGGAAACGAUUAUUGAAGAGUUAGAGACUGGUAAAAUUGACCUUCAAAGAUCUUGGUUUCUGCCGUUAUUAUCACGUGCAGUACCACAGAAAUCAAUUGCAUUAUCAAUCUUUCAUAAACAUAUCCUUCCGUUAGCCGACAGAGCUCUUGCUGUAGCCAGUGUAUACUCUUCAGCGAAUGUUUUAUCUGAUAAAACAAAGCCUCCAAAUAAUGCUUUAAUAACUUUAUCAAUUAAAGUAGCUUGUCAACUCUGGUCCUCACUAAACAUGUUUGUACAUCACAGCCCUGUAGAUUGGUCAGAAUUAUCAACUGGUGGGUUAGGAUGUCGACUAGUUAAAGAAUUAAAUUCAGCUCCCGCAUUGAGACCAAUUAUUCUGCAUACAUUUCGUCGAUUAGCUAAACUAGCCGUUGAUAAUGAUCUCGCUAUUACAGUUAUGCGUGGCGGUGCUAAAACAGCUAUUCCAAAUAUGUUAUCGUUGUAUGAAACACUGGACACGUUUACACAACAUUCAUUAAAGCAAAAAAUUCAAGCGACCUUAUCAUAUUAUCUACCAAUUUUAUCACCAAAAAUGAUCAGUUCUUUGACAAAAACUGCUAUGAUUAAAUUUGAAAAUACAAAAGAACCAGUUUAUUUGGAAAUAUUUCAAAUUUUAAUUGCUUACAAUUCUGUACAAGAAUUGGAACAAAUCAUAACAAGAAUUAAUGAAUAUUUAAGUGAUCCUCAAUUAUCAAAACCUUUAAGAAAACGUGUUUGUCGUGUGUUGGAGAGUAUUUGUGCUGGAAGUACUAGUCAAGCAGAUGAUUUUUUAAAUUUACACUUUAAUGAUGUUAUUCGUAUGAUUUAUAGUUUAACAAGGAAACCAGGUACUAAUAAUUCAACAACUGUUACAUCAUUAACAGAUAAAUCAUUAAAAAUCGACAAUAAUCUUACUGAAACAAUUGAAGAAAAAUUAACUACAUUAUCAGUAUGUGAAAUGAAAAUUGGUAAACCUAAUAAAUCAUCACAAUUCUUUAUACCAUGGAAAUCUAUUUUACGAUGUAUUCAACAUUUAUUUAAACGUUUAGUCACUAAUGAAUUGAAUACCAUUAACAAUAGUAAUCAGUCCAGUGAUGAAAAUUUGACAACUAAAAAUUUAAUGGAUAAUGAACGUUUAAAAGAAUUUGCAAAUAUGUUUCUGCCUGAAAUAUUAACAUGUUUAUGCGAAUUAAAUCAAACAGUAAGAAAUUUAGCUGGAAAUUUAUUAAUCAAUCUUGUCUAUGCAUUUGCUGGUCAACAAGCAUGGGAUAAAAAUAAAUCCUCUUUAUCAAUAUAUCAAUCACAAAAUAAUUUAUUAACUUUUGAUAGUAGAAGUUCACGUCCGCCAACUAUAAUGAAUAAUAUUAUGAAUGAUGAUACAGAUACUGAAGAUGAUAAUAAUGUUGAAUCCAACAAUAAAUCUACUAACUCUUCUUUAAUGGGAGGUUUAACAUAUUCUGAUGGAGAUGAUGAUAUUAUGUCAACAAAGUCGAUGCCACGUGGUAGUCUUAUAUCCGAACAAAUAUGUCAUGCUUUAAACUUGGUUUUAUCACGUUUAUGGCCAUGUCUACCACCACAUAAUCGUCCUGCUACAAAUUCAAUUGAAUUAGCCCUACAACAAUCAUCUGCACGUGCAAUGUGUUUACUCAUGAGACAUCGGCGUUUCAGACAAGCGCUUAUUUUGAAUAUUAAUCCCGAAUCAAAUUUAAUCUCUCAAUUAGUGUCUACAUUAUUAUCUGAAGUGAAUUUGAUUAGUCAAUGUUUAGUUCAAUCAAAUCAACGUAAAUUAAUUCGUUUAGGUUUACAACUCGCUCGGUCAUUAAUAAUAUUCAUUAAAGAAGGUUCUAUUAGUUUAGCUUCUGUGCUUGAGACUUUACAGUCCAUUCAUUCAUCGUGUAAACGUCCUUUACGUUUUGUUGUGAAAUCCAUACUAGAAAAAAUGGUCAAAAAGUUUGGACGUCAAGCUAUCCAGGGUUUGUUGAGUGUUGAACAUCAAAAAAUGGUGCGCAAUUCGGUUAAACUAAUAGCUCGUCGUGAACGUAAAUCUAAAAUGCUUGAACAGUCAACAUCAAAGACAACAUCAUCGUCAUUGAUUAGUGGAUCUACUCGCCAACAAAUAUCCGAUAGUGACUCAGAUCAUAAUUCAAGACGAUCAAUAUCCAAUGAUAUUAAAAGUAUUCGUUCAUCUAUUCACAGUAAACCAUCAUCGUUAUCUCUGCCAAAACGUGUACAUAUAGCUCGGAUGGAUGAACUGUUAGCCACCUCUUCAAGUGAAGAUGAUGAUCGUCCUUCAAUCCAUUCACAUGCUAAAUCUAAUCGGAGUCAAACUAAAUCAUCAUCUCGUGACAGUUUAUCAUUAAAACAUACAAAAUCAUUAGUAGAAGAAUUGGAAAAUGCCAAACUUACCGCUGGAUUGUGUAGACGUUCACGUAGAAAUUUAACUGAAAAUGGAUCUUUCAAUAAUAUGAUAGACAAUAUGGAUAUUGAUAUUGGUGCCUAUAGUGAAGAUGAUGAUGACGACGAUGAAGAGAUUAAUAAAGCCUUAUGUAAACAUCCAUUUAAAUCUAAACAUCAAGUUCGUUUUGCCACUGAUACAAUUAGUCAUACAUCAAAAUCUCGUAGUCAGGUAUCACGACAUACAUCAUUAUCAGCAGUAACCACUGCAUCAUCACGUCAUCAGCCUUUGAAUGAUUCAGAUCUAUGGCUUGUAGAAAAUCCUGACAGUUCAGAAAUUUUAGAUUUAUCUGAUCCUAAAUCACUCGCUCGUCAUACAGCUUUUGCACCGGAUGGUAUGACAGCAAAAGCUAUGGUUAACAUUUUUCAGAAUUCACUGGCUGAACAAUCAAAAUUAUCUGCUUCACAAUCAACUAAUAAACAUGGUAAUCUACCUUUUCCUAUUGUUAACGGGAAAAUUGUUAUUAGUGGUAGUACGACUGAUGAAAAUCAAUCAAUGCUGACUAAAAAAGAUCAUUUAGCAGGAUGGGAUUUCGAUGGUGAUGACGAUGAAGAUGCUAACAUACAAUCGACCUGCUGUGUAAAUAAAAACGAUGUUAAACAUAGAAAAAAGAGAACUAUUCCAAUACCUGGUCGUAUCUACGCAUCAAGCAAAGCAAAAGGUGAUAUGAAGCGACCUGGUAUGCCAGAACCUUUUGCGUUUGUUCCACUUGGAGCUGGCAUCGGUAAAUCAAACAAUUCAAUUAGUCAAAGAGUAACGCCACUUGAACGUCGGCGUCUUUUGAGAGAAGUUGGUAUGGGAAGACAGAAACGAAAGAGGAUUCAAGGUGGUAAACAAAUGAAAUCUUCGAAGAAUAUUCCUUUAAAAGGUGUUCAUAAAAAGACUAAAUUUUUAAAAUUAUCGAAAGCUAAAUUUUCACAAGAUAAUAUAUAAAACAUAACUGGAAAAAAAAAUUUGUGAUCAUAUUUGUCUCCUGAUCAUAAUGUUAUUAUCCUACUAAAUGAAUUUCUUUGAUUAUUUAAGACUUAUUCGGUUAUGAUUUUAAGUUUAAUUAAUGGCCAGUAAAUUUAUCACAAUUUUUAACUCGUUUAUUUACCACAUUUUGUUGAAUCUGUCCUAUGAUAAGUCUUGCAAAUUAAACGCUAUGUUCGGUUCC